Puccinia triticina is the source of this 345-nucleotide messenger RNA. RefSeq lists its product as uncharacterized. Lineage: Eukaryota; Fungi; Basidiomycota; Pucciniomycetes; Pucciniales; Pucciniaceae. The transcript has a single exon. Bases 1 to 345 code for a protein of 114 amino acids. The record is from RefSeq and is a predicted model, not a curated record.
AUGCUGAAUGAGGUUGAGAAGCACAACCAAGAGAGCGAGGAGCGUCGGCAAGCCACGGAGAAACUGAUGAUGCUACCGAUUGUGACAUCUGUCAUGCGAAAGUACUCAGCCUUUCCACAUUAUCACUCCAAGACGUCUGCCUCACUGUUAUCCUCUCAUCCGCCCGCAAUUCUCAACAAUGGCGUCUUGGAAGCCGUCAAGAAGUGUAUCAAGCCCCCGCCUGACCUGGGAGUUCCAGCUCUCAACAUCCAACAUGAGCUCCUCAAGCUGCUUGAAAAAGUCAGUCUUUGCCCAAUCCUUCCCUCCCUUUUCACAACCAAGUCGGUUCCUGUUCACCCAAGCUGA